Messenger RNA from Coniophora puteana RWD-64-598 SS2, 3387 nucleotides. RefSeq lists its product as uncharacterized. The coding region runs from base 1 to 3387 and encodes 1128 amino acids. Lineage: Eukaryota; Fungi; Basidiomycota; Agaricomycetes; Boletales; Coniophoraceae. The record is from RefSeq and is a predicted model, not a curated record. The transcript has 2 exons.
AUGCCUCUUUCUUAUCAGGCUUCAAGCAGCAGUCGUCACCCCUCGGAGCCGGAGCAGUCUUGGGAUGCUCGAAGCACAUUCUCAGCGCCUUCAACGCGCCUUCCGCAGUCUUCCCGCCAAGGACGGCCAAAUCUCCCAUCGGCAUCCCAGCCUAGACAACCACAUUCCUCCGCUCAUUCUAUCUAUUCGUCGGGCUCGCGCUCGCACUCUCAUCACCCUGAUGAGCCACCGUCGGUUUCAGCGCCUACGCGCGUGCUGACUGCCCUCGACUCCACCGUGUCCCCUAAAACCCUCACAACCCCACGCAAAGCGUUCAUGUCUUCUCAGUCGUCGCUCGGCUCCGACGAUCGCUCGAGCGAUACACAGCACCGCUCCUCUCCUCGCUCCAGCACAUCAGCGAUAAGCAAGAUCGCCUCUGCGUUCUCCCGCUCGUCAAAGUCAAAAUCCAUGCGCGCGAGCGUAUCGCCCACUGUCCAGAAACCGCCGUCGGAUAUCAAGUCGUCCAUAUCUGGCCCCACCACCACCGGCACCGCCGCCCCUAGGCGCCCCAACACGGCGCCGCAGGCACCGUCGCUGAUGACCCGGCCGAGGACCGCACCAAGUUCGCCUGCGUCGCCUUCGCGGUCUCAGUUCGCGAGCCAGUUCCACGCCCGGAUGAACUUCCCCGUGUCGCCCGCCGAGAGGGAUACGUCAUACCAGACGUCACCACCUCGCGACCAUGCAGAAGAGCAGGAGCCCAGCAGCCCGCGUGGGCUCGCGCUCAAGACGCUCCUCAGCAAGCCUGCGAUUCCGUCGUCGUCCGUCGCAUCGCUCCAUUCUAUGCAGUCGGAUACCGACAACGGCUCGCGGACGCCGAUGGUGCCGCCUGCGCCGCCGCCAUACAUGCACAACAGGGGCGCACGUAAGAUGAGUGCGCCGAGCAUUGACGUUGCGGCGACGCCGCAGCCGCAGGGGCGGCGGGUAAAUGCCGCUGAUGCGGAUAUCCGCCCUCCCGCCGCGCCGUACAUGUCGGAGCGCCACUCGCCUAGCCUCGAGUCCCUGGACGUAAUGUGGAAGCCGCAGCAGCCGCAGGGGUCGUCUGUCGAGGCCAGGCAGCGCAAUGUGCUGAAGAGGAGGCCGAGCGGGAGUGCGAGGGCUGUGAAGACUACAGAGAGCAAGGAGGUCGUGAAGGAGCGGGAGCUGAAGGAUGCGAGUGCGAGGGUGUUGAGGGGCGUUACGAGUAUGGAGAAGGUUCGGGAUGCGGACGAUGGCGUUGUCGCUGGCGGCGGCGGUGGAUGGGGGUCGGGGCGGACGAAGCGAUCAUUCUCGAUGAAGACGGUGUCGCCGCCUUCCACGUCGGUUACCGCGCAGUCGUCCUCGGAGAAGUUCAGCUCGCUCGGCCAUUCGAGCUCGAUGUCGCAAACACCGCAAACACCGCAGCACCGGGAGAAGGCGGAUCGCGCACCACCGCCCGCGGCGCUCAAUCUGACGCCCGCGGGCGAGGUCGCGCAGGCGUACAAGCAGCAGCGGCUGUCCCCGUUCCCGCGUAGCCGCGCGAGCGCCCCUGCGAGCCCGUCUAUGAAGAAGCCGACGCCGCCGACGAGCCCGCACGUGUCAGUGCACUCGGGCGAGCGGUCGCCUGCGCCGUAUUAUACGGUCUAUGGCAACAACUCGGGCAAGACGAUACGUGCGGGAGGCCCGGAGGAUAGGUGGAGUGGUGUUGAGCGGAUUAUUCAGUCGACUGUUACUAUUUCUGCGGGUGUGGGUGUGGGCAAGACGGCGGCGGAGAAGGAGAAGGAAAGGAGGGAGGAGGGGGAGGGUGCGAGGAGUCUCACGAGGAAGGUGUCGAAUCGGUGGAAGAAGGUUACGGGUGGUGGUGGUGUGGUCAAGGAUGAGUCGCCGCCCCGUCCGUCGACGCCCAGCUCGCAUUCGCGGUCAAAGAGCCAGAGGCCCAGUCUGCAGGAAAACCUUCCGCGCGGGCGCUCCACCAGCCAUUCGAUCGACGGAUAUCCCGAGACUCAUAAAGUUAAUGGUGGUGUUGGGGUGAAGCACGGGAGAGCAGAGACGGAUCCAACGACGGGGCUUGGGACGCCCUCGCGCACGAACGGGAAGGAGGAGACGAACGGGAAACUGUGGAAGCUUAUGAAGCGCAUCAGCACGGGUGCGCUGCGCGAUCGCUUUCAGGCGGAGAAGACGCCGCCGCCCGUCCCGUCGAUCCCGAAGGAGUACCUCGACAGUGUGCACUCCAACGGGGCAAACAGUGCGCCGACUACGCGGUCGUUCGACAGGCCGUCGACGGCGCAGAAUGGGUUGUCGCGGCCUGGGAUCGGGAUUGUGACGUCCCCGCUGACGACCUCGCCUCCGCCUUCGGCUAUCCCUGCGUAUGGGAGGACGAAGCGGCCCUCGACGGCACCAAAGACCAUAGGUGGGACCCCGGCCCGACCGAGCUUCACGACGUCGUCCUCGCCUAAUUCAUCAGACGUCGCGUCGAGCAAGUUCUUCAACCGCACGCACUCGGCGAGGUCAUCGGUCUCAUCGUAUGGCGAAGAGCUUCCACCGCCCGUUCCUGGUAGCUCGAUGUCUGCGUCUGGCCACGAGACGGCCCGCCACAUCAUGCCCCCGCACGAGCUGCUCCGCAUCGCGACGCGGGACGAGGAGGAGCGCAAGGCGCUCGACGGCGCCGCUUCCAAUCGUUCGCGCGAUCGCUCGCCACGCCGCACGAUUUCAAGCCCGUCGGAGGUCAUCGCGCCCUUCAAGCGUGGUAAUCAGCGCGAUCUGUCGCCCAUGCCCAUUACCAUCCCGCGCAAGAGGGAGAACAAGGAUUCGACGCCCACCGGUUCGCCGACGUCCCCGUUGAUCCCGAAGUUUGACUGCGCGAAUGCGGUGAACUCAACUCAGUCGCUCAAGGACGAUACGGUCGCCUCGCCCAUCGGAUCUACCAACAGCGGAGAAAGAGGUACCGGAGGGCUUAAUCCGCCGCCGAGGCCUACGCGGAGCACACUGCGCCCCUCGGGCACGUUCGGGCGCACGUUUGGCAGGGAUAACAGCGGCUCCCCGGAGGAUGGCAAGCGGGACACUUUGAAGUUGGAGCGCCCCGACAGCCGCAGCGACUCGAAGCGUGGCUCCAACUGCACCGUGCGCAGUCGCACCAAGUCUGAGGGCGCCUCGAUGCGCGGCGAGCGUGAGACGUCCAAAAAGACGCCGCUCACGUUCCGCCCGCUGGACGAUUCGUCGCGCAAGCCGCCGCUGAGCGAGAAGGAGAAGGCGGAUAUCUGGGAUGAUCUACUCGAGCGCAGUGCGCAGGCGGGCGGGACGCUCCAUAUCGGCGGUGGCGGGCUCAUGUCGGACGAUAUGCGCCUCUCGCGGGCGAUGUCGUCGCGCAUGUCGAAUUAUUCGGAACUGGCUUAG